AUGAACUCUGAUCUCAACUCCAUUCUGCAUUCCGGCUACCAGCAUGCCGUAACCCGGGCGUGGCAGAAUCAGGGUCGCAACAUCACCAAGUCCAUGUUCAUGUACCCCAUCUUUAUCACCGACGAUGCAGAUGCUCAAGUUCCUCUGGCCUCCAUGCCCGGUCAGUGUCGAUGGGGUGUCAACAAGCUCGAGGACUUUCUUGGGCCUUUGGUCAAGAAGGGUCUUUCCUCCGUCAUUCUGUUUGGCGUUCCACUCCAGACGCCCAAGGACGCCCAAGGCACGCUCGCAGACGACCCCAACGGACCCGUCAUCCAAGCCAUCAAAGUAUUGAGGAAAGCAUUCCCUUCGCUCUACAUCGCCACCGACGUCUGCCUGUGCGAAUACACUUCGCACGGUCACUGCGGUAUCCUUCAUGACGAUGGCACCAUCAACAACCAGCCUUCCGUCGAGCGUCUCGCUCAGGUCGCCGUCAAUUACGCCAAGGCAGGUGCCCAUUGCGUCGCUCCCAGCGACAUGAUGGACGGUCGUGUCCGCGCCAUCAAGAAGGGCUUGAUCGACGCUGGCUUCGGCAACAAGGUCACCCUCAUGGCGUACAGUGCCAAGUUUGCUAGCAGCCUCUACGGUCCAUUUCGGGAUGCAGUCGACUCAGCGCCGUCGUUUGGGGACAGGAGGUGCUACCAGCUUCCGCCCACAGCACGAGGCCUCGCCCGACGAGCCAUCCUCCGCGAUGCCUCCGAGGGCGCCGACGUGCUCAUGGUGAAACCUACCCUGCCGUACCUCGACAUUGUUACUGAAGCAAGGGACUUGGCCCCCGAUCACCCUUUGGCGUGCUACCAGGUCAGCGGCGAGUUUGCCAUGAUCCACGCUGGCGCCAAGGCGGGAGUCUACGAGCUGCGCAGGAUGGCCGAAGAGUCUGUCCAGAGCAUGGUGCGCGCCGGCGCCAACAUCAUCCUCAGCUACUUUACUCCCGAGUUUCUUGACUGGCUCGACGAACCAACUAUGCUCUGA
Messenger RNA from Sporisorium graminicola, 1008 nucleotides. RefSeq lists its product as uncharacterized. Gene Ontology annotation, biological process: heme biosynthetic process. Gene Ontology annotation, molecular function: porphobilinogen synthase activity; zinc ion binding. The record is from RefSeq and is a predicted model, not a curated record. The transcript has 5 exons. Bases 1 to 1008 code for a protein of 335 amino acids. NCBI's taxonomy places the organism in Eukaryota, Fungi, Basidiomycota, Ustilaginomycetes, Ustilaginales, Ustilaginaceae. Gene Ontology annotation, cellular component: cytosol.